CUUAGCAACAGCACUAGCAGACGCUGCAUUGGUCAGAACUGACUGAAGGAAGCCCUGCAGUUCGUUACAUCUCCUGUCAGUCAAACAGAACGAACCAAGACAUGGUUCCCGGCUCCAGGAUAAACAAGGGCACUGGGCUGGAUAAUCACCCCGCUGUGAGGAUGCUGAGAGGCGCAGCCCUGCUCUGCCUUUCACCGCGGAUCAACUCUGGAUGCCACGCGAGCGCUUUUAUUAAGAUGCAUCAUUUGAUCUCUCUGCACCUGAAUGCGCUUGAUUUCAUUUGAUUUCAAACGGCGUAAAUCUAGAUUAGAAUGAUGAUGCCAAACAUCUCUCAUCUGCUCUGCAGAAUCCGAUUAAAUCACAUUAGAGAGUUGAAUUGACAGAUUAGCGGUAUUAUAAUUGCUUUCAUUGUUUUUAAGAUUAUAAAUUCUCUUUCGAAUAUUGGUGCAUAAUUUAUUGCGCUAGCAAAUUCGAUUCGUCUCGCAGAUAUCGAUCCAGGUGAACCAGCGCCAUGUUGACCAGCAUCAUCGAGAGCAUCUUCUGCUGCCUGAUGGGAAAGACGACCAGCGUUGUGCUGCCGGUCGAAUCAUCGGACGGCAAGCCUGCAGACGGAUUCGAGUUCGUCGAGGUGAAGCCGGGUCGUGUGCUGCGCGUGCGCCACAUCCUCCCUGAACGGCCUGCUACAACAGAAGCGCAGCCAGAAGUGGGCAGCAGCGUCCACUGCAAGCGCAAGAUCACGGUGUACCGCAGCGGCCAGCUGGUGAUCGAGAACCUGGGCGACGUCCUCCACGCCGAGAUCCUGCAGUGCCAGAACGGAGACGUGGAGCAGUGCAGCACAGUGGAGGUGGAGCUGUCCGAUUACACCACCGCACCCUCGUCCCCGGAUCCCAAACCCGCUCCGCCGCUUCCCACCUCAGACCAGCAGAAGCCGGCUCCUCCGCCCAGACGCCGGCGGCGGAGACCCAAGCGCACCGUGCUGAUCGAUACGGAGCGCUGCAUCAGCAGCUGUAAGGGGACACAUCCUGACGUGGCGCUCUUCUUCAUCCACGGUGUGGGCGGCUCACUGGACAUUUGGGGGACUCAGCUGGAUUUCUUUUCACGGCUGGGUUACGAGGUCAUCGCCCCGGAUUUGGCGGGACACGGCGCCAGCACUGCCCCUCAGAUAGCAGCGGCGUACACCUUCUACGCCCUCGCCGAGGACCUGCGCGCCAUAUUUAAGAGAUAUGCCAGAAAACGGAACAUCCUCAUUGGUCACUCCUACGGGGUGUCGUUCUGUACGUUCCUGGCACACGAGUAUCCGGAGCAGGUGCAUAAAGUGGUGAUGAUCAAUGGAGGCGGCCCCACGGCCCUGGAGCCCAGCCUGUGCUCCAUCUUCCAGCUGCCCUCCUGCGUCCUGCACUGUCUGUCUCCCUGCUUGGCCUGGAGCUUCCUCAAAGCUGGUUUCGCCAGACAGGGCGCUAAAGAGAAGCAGCUUCUGAAAGAGGGAAACGCUUUUAACGUGUCUCCGUUCGUUCUGCGAGCGAUGAUGAGCGGUCAGUACUGGCCCGAGGGGGACGAGGUGUACCACGCCGAGCUGACCGUCCCCAUACUGCUGGUGCACGGCAUGCACGACAAGUUUGUGCCGAUUGAUGAGGACCAGCGGAUGGCAGAGAUCCUCUUGUUUGCGUUCCUGAAAGUGAUUGAGGAAGGCAGUCACAUGGUGAUGAUGGAGUGUCCUGAGACGGUCAACACGCUCCUGCACGAGUUCUUCCUCUGGGAACCUGACAAUUCCAAAAAGGACACGGUUACCACGGUAACAGCCGACCAGACCACAGCCGUCCAGAUGCUCGCCGUCAGCACAGGGACGCCCAAGGUCAACAAGCCCCUUAACAAGUAACCUGAUGAUUGACGUUUUCGGGGUAAACCAAUCAGAAGGCUGUUGAUGGCAGGCUGUCAAAACCGUCACCUUGGCUGAGAGCUGGUUUUUGAUCAGGAGGCCCGUGCGGGUGUCCAGACAGGGGUGAGAAAGAUUCACAGGUUUGAAGAGACUCUCUAGCGAUGAGGGAAAAACAGCAGCUGGUUUUAAACCAACUAUGGUGGUUUAUGCCUUUGUUUCUCUCUGCUACCUUUGGACAAUAUCUUUCCUUCUUGUGCCGUCUAAAGAAAAGGACUGGAUGUGCGUCCAGAGGAUGGAAAUCAAGUGUGUCCAAGUCCAGAUGGGACCCAACUACCAGAAAGAGGAGGAGGAUUUGCUGAGGUUGCUUUUAAAAAACCCAAGAGAGUGUUUAAAGUCAACAUGAAACCCAUUUUACUUCCAUAAUAUGACACAUUGGGCGUAGUACAAGUACAAUUAUGAAAAACAGCAGUUGCGUUAAAAAUAAUGAGGACUAAUUAAUUGUGAUUGGAAAAUAACAGGGCUGUUUUCAUGCUGACUUUAAAGGACGUUUGUACAAAAUCUGUGUUCACGUCAUACUAGUACUAACACGUUUAAACGUCUUCCCUCAUAAAUCAAAUCUACUGCUUGGAGUAGAAGAGCGAUUGGAAACAGAUGUAUGAGACACUGUUAAAUCAUCUUAAAAAGAUAACGCAC
Messenger RNA from Cyprinus carpio (common carp), 2569 nucleotides. RefSeq names its product protein ABHD8-like. Gene Ontology annotation, molecular function: catalytic activity. NCBI's taxonomy places the organism in Eukaryota, Metazoa, Chordata, Actinopteri, Cypriniformes, Cyprinidae. The record is from RefSeq and is a predicted model, not a curated record.